Peronospora belbahrii is the source of this 5682-nucleotide messenger RNA. Lineage: Eukaryota; Oomycota; Peronosporomycetes; Peronosporales; Peronosporaceae. The record is from the annotation of a GenBank genome assembly.
AUGGCACUUGAUGACAUUAUGUCAGUGGAAAGGAGCGUCAAGUAUAUGGAAUCAAGCAGUUCAUCAAGUGUAUCGUCGGAUCCUGAUGAUGUGUCAUCAUGUUCGAGCUCGUCAGUGAUUUCUUCGUCUUCGUCGAGUUUGGAAUCAGACUCAGACACGCCACGAGCUUCUGUGAAGAAGACAACGGGACAUAGAGGACGUACAGAUACGUCCAUGGAUGGAAAAAUGCUACAAGACAGUGGUAUUAGUGAUGACAGGAAGAAAAAGAAGACAACGACGAAGUCUACAGCGGUGAAAAGGUCUUUGAUCAAUGGGAAGAAGAUGAAAAAAAAUAUGUCGGUAGCAGCACCAUCGACCGUCCCUCCGCCUCCACCUCCACCAUUCCCGCCUCCUGCUAAGCACCUGUCAAGCAACAGUUCGUUCAGUGACAGUUCUAGCUCAGAUUCGUCGGAUGCAGAGACGGAUCCCUCGCCUCCACCUCCUCCUGUCGGUGCUGACAGUAUGGCUACUGCAGUCCCUGUGGCUGUCUAUACUACGAGACCGUCAAAACAGAAAGCUGCGACUACAAAGGAAAUUUGUAGUGUAAACCCAUCGUCAUUGAAGGUUACGCUGAAGCUCCCGCCGGGGUUCAAUGCGAAGAAUAGCGGUACAGUGUUGCCUAUUGAUGAUCGUUUGAAGGACAAGUUUCAGGUGACAAAUCCAUUGAAAAGGACGCGAACUUCGACUAGCACAAGUAGGAAAGCAAUUCCCGCUAUGAAUAUGAGAUCUACCAAGAUGAAGGAGCUUGUGAGUCAGGAACAACAUGUUGCUGAUCGACAGAAUGCAGUACUGGUAGACCAAAUGAAUAAACCGCCACGUGGGACUUUGCUCGCUUCGAGUAGCCGUCCAAUAUCGUCAAAUUUGAUUCCAACGGGUCUCACUGUACCUGCAGGCGAAGUUAGGGGUGCAAGAGAAUUGUCACUCGUGGAUCCUGGACACGUUGGAAAUAAUCCCGAAGAAACAAUUGAGUCGAACAUCCCGUCUCAUUUCAAUGACCCAUGCGCACAGGGAGGUGAUAUACUGCGGCUUUUGGACAUGUUUUUCUUUUGUGACGAGAAUGGAAAAGCAAUUAGUCUUGAGAUUCUAGACCGUCCAAAAGACGAGCGUCCGAAAAUAAUGGGGUUUGGUACAGUUGUACAGCACUUGCCAGUGGCGGAACGUCCCCUCCCGGUCAAGCCCAUUCUCGCAUCUCCGGCUUUUCCUUCACGCUCCAAGAAACGCUCUCGUGCAGACUCUCUUUCGUCUACUUCUGCAAAGCCUAUAGCAUCCAAGUCAAGAGCGAGGCCGAAAGUUGUCAGCAAACGGGCGAAAGUGAAUGACGAAGUGAUUGAUCAAGGGGACGGUGAAUUUGACAAGGACAAGAUCAAAUUGCCUUACGUGGGAAAACGUAGCAUUUUUUCUCGUUCUAUCAUGUAUAAUGUUUCCACUUCUUUCUGCGCUAGUCAGCUGUCUCAAAGGGACGAUCAGUCUGAUUUUGAUAGUGGAGGCAGUGACUUGACUUCUGACGACGAAAACGUUCGUUCAGGCCGGGCUGGAUCUGGUGCAGUUUCAGACAAUAAUAGUGAGCUUCUCUCGUCCGCCUCGAGUAGCUUAAGCGGAAGUGGCAGCGAUAUUGAAAUUGACUCUGGAAGCUCUUCUUUUUCAGGUGGAAGUGGUCCCAGAAGCGGAGCACGGGUAACAACUGUGAGCCGGCACUUGUCAAAGAUGAGCUCAAAAGACGUUACGGCUAAAGAUUUGGCUCAACACUUUUCGGGGUCCAAAAGAGCUGCAGUUGUUAAUUUGCAAAAGCGACCGAGCACUCGAGUGGAUUCGAGGAACACUGGUUUGCCAUCUGAUGUAGUCGAGCUUAUGCGAACGGACAAAGCUGUUGAAGUAAACGCGAAGGGUACUUCCGACAAGCUUAAUUUGUUGGAGUGUGGUUUCCGUCAUCCACCAGACUAUGCUCGUGCACGUGUUUGGCUUCCUGAAAUUACAGAUUGGUGCCUUGAUUACGCGGAGGGCGACCCAACGCUGUGGGUUGUCACUCCUCACGCCUGGUACAAGAUCGCAGGACCGCUAUCAGGAAUGCUGCCACAUUCGUCGUAUCGAGACGUCUUUAAGCACGUUCGUCACCUAUUUGAGGCGAGCUAUCUUGUGGCGUAUGUUCUCAAGGAGUGGUUGCCGAUCAACAAAAAGGUGUCUUAUCGGGCUACUCUACAACAGAUUAUUGAGCUAUCUUUACAAGGGAGAUAUCGUGUGUCUGCCUGGUUCCUUGUGAAGAAUUGCCCUUUCAUUCGAGCCCAGGUUUCUAACCUGUUUCCGGACAAAGAUACGUAUCUUGAGUCAAUGUUUUUCAAGCAGCUGCAUCGUUUACACGAGAAUUACACAUUGCGUGUAGCGAGACACCAAAAAGAAAUGGCCGAGCGGGAAGUUCGUCGCACGAAACGAGAGAAUGAGCGUCUUCAAAGGAAGCAACAGGUUGAGAAUGCGCGACAGCGCUUGAAAGACGAGCGUGAUGAAGAGCGAAAGCAGAAAGAGCAAGAGCACAAGUAUCCAGUGGAAGAUUUGCGACUUUUCGAAGGAGACUUGGUCAACACUAAUAGUCUGCCUUUGAGCUGCUCAAAUUUGAAGGGCGUUGAAGGACCAUUGCUGGGUGAAGUAAUUAUGGCGUGGCAAACCAUUUGCACAUUCAAAGACUUUGUGGGGCUUGAGUCGAUGUCGUUGGAGUCACUUGUGGAGUGUAUUACAGCUUGUUCCGACGAGGGGACGCACGUUGGUCUGGCCCGGAUCUUCAUAGUUUUCUUACAAGUCAUCUUAUCGGAAAAGUCUUUUAUGUCAAUACUGGAUGACCUUGUUGUUGAAGGUAACAUCAAGGUAUCGGAUUUAUUUGUGAAUAGCGUAAGGACAUACGGAACUUGUGAGCGUGCCUAUAGUGACAUGUUAAAUGCAGGUACAUGGCAAGAAAUCCUCCGCCAGUUGAUGUCUAAGGAUCUUGGAAUCGACCCAUCUAUUGGACACGUGGAGCCUUUAGUUGGUUGUGAGAUCGUUCGACAAACCCUCUACAUGCAAAACAAUUCUGCCCCUUUUAACUCUCCUGUUGACAUAACUGCAAAGGGUCUAGAAGAUUACUCGACAAUUAUCAAAAACCCGAUGGAUUUGGGAACAAUCAAAAAGAAGAUAGAUUUGGGAGGAUACGAGGGACCCGGUGGGUAUGAAAAGUUUGCCGAAGAUAUUCGAUUGGUAUGGGACAACGCUAUACAGUAUAAUGGUGAGGAGUCGGAGGUGGGUCGAGCUGCGUUAGCUUUGUCGGAUGUGUUUGAACAAGAUUACGAGAGGCUUGUUGUUGGGCGCGUUCGUGCAAAUGAAAGCCGGAUUGAAGAGUGUGAGAAGGUAAAAGAAACGCUUCGUGACCCGUUGGCAAAAGAUCUUAAGUCGUAUCGAUAUUCCGAUGUUGUUUAUGGUCUGUACUGCUUUGAGUUUCAUGAGCUUCCUAGAGCAUACAAAAUUGGUGCGCUCUCGUGGAUAUGCUUGGAGUUUCUGACGCUUUCUAGCAUUCGGACGUACAUGGCAUCUCAAGUGGAACAGGAAAUGUCUGUUUACCGGAAAUAUAGGAAUCGCGCAGCCGACUUGGAUUCUCGAAGGAAGCAUUCGGACAGAAUGCGACGCGAAAGGGAAAACGCUUUUAGACGCGAUUGUGCCAGCCAAGGUAUUCAUCCUAAUUCACACAACGUUUUCUCGGAGGGUAUUAAGCGCCGGCACGAGUUUAUAGGCAAGUUUUUUGAGGACAUUCAAGCUGAAAAAGUUGAGGACGAGAAGAAAUGGGAACAAGAAAAAAAGGUCCAGACGGAAGAAAUGGCGAAUGAGUUAAGCUUGCUUGUUAUUCGUGAGUCUCCUUUGGGAAGAGAUAGGUACCACAACUCUUACUUUAUGUUCAAGAAUGACACGAAGCCGCGGUUGUUUAUCGAGCGUAGUGAUUCGGGAGAUUUUGUUGUUUGCAGUAGUAAAGCUGAGCUUAUGGAAAUUUUGGAGUGGUUAAAUCCCAAGGGUGUUCGGGAGUUGGACUUGUUAACAAAGCUGCAGGGUGUAAGAGACAAACUGGUUCAUGCUUUUGAUGAGGAACAAGAUGGAGGCACUAAUAUGGAGAUCAUAUGGAACGCCAAGAGUAGCAUUGAGCUUGAGAUGUUUCCUCUCCGUGGCGGCGCUCCUAAGGGUGAAAUCAUGGUAAUUUCCGAUGCAGACAAGGUUAUUAAGUCGCACGAUAUUGCCCGGAAGAUGUUGCUAUGUCUUAAGGAUCACUUGGCAAAUACGAACACGCUGUCUGCUUUAUGGGAAGGAGCCCAAACAUGGGACAGUCGAGUGAAAUCGGUUAAGUCAUUCAAUGAGCAGCUUGAUUUGUUUGCUGAAUUGGAGAGUGCCGCGGUGGCAGCUUUGAAUACGGGUGUGGAGACAAUCCGACCUUCAUGGCAGCGAAAGCGACAUGAGUGGCGAUUAGCUUUGAAGGGUUCGUGUACUUACGCACAAUUGGUGUUUUUGCUUCACUUACUGCUGGAAGAGUUUAUCAACGUGGAGGCUUUCCUUGAUCUACAUAUUUGCUUGAAUCGAAAGGAAUGGCUCAAAUUGCGACCAAAUGACACUCGAAAUUUCAUCCCUGAGAUAGGGACAGUUGUUGUGUACUUUGGAGAUGGCCACGCUUUCGCGCUGAAAGAGGAUGAAAAGUCCAAGAGAAAGCGCUUUACACAGAAGAGUGAUAGUCCUCUUCGAAAUGUUACGGCAAUUUGUACGGUGGAGAAGGUAUCAUAUCACCACGGUGGAGGUGAUCCCUACGCAUUGGCUGUGUUACAACCAAUAUCAGAUAUAGCACAGCACGAAAGCAUUCGUAAGCCAGGCACUCAUUUAUGCCCCCUUCCAUCACAAGAGCAGAGACUAGCAAGAGUGUUCUUACGUGUUCUGGCAAAGUUGAAAACACUUGCCGAUGCUAGCCCGUUCAUGGAACCUGUAUCGGAUCGGGAGUUUCCGCAAUAUAAGGAGAUUAUCUUGCAUCCUAUGGAUCUCGGCACAAUGGUAGAAAAGGCCAGCUCGCUAAAGUACAACAACGCUACUGAAUUUAUGUCAGAUCUGAGGCUUAUGCGGGACAAUUGCCAGCUCUUUUGCGAAGGCCGCUUUCCAACACUUCCACCAUUGGCCCACAACUUGGUAAACGUUGCGGAUGGACAAAUCAAGAAGUGGAGCAAAGAAAUUCGUGCAUGCGAAGACUCACGUGGUGAACCAUCCACUAUGACGGAUGUUAGCACGUCUUCGUCGUCCCUUGAGAAUAAGAUCGCGAAUGAAGAAGAAAAUGUGGAAGCUGAGAAUGUGGAGUUGCCAACGGGUUCAAUCGUGACUAUUUUGCGGCUCGAAAAUCGGUUGCCAGAGUAUGUUGUGGAUGCAAGUCGAUAUUCGUGGGCUGUGAACCGUACGUGGCAAUGUGGAGAAAAAUUUCGUAUGAUGUUUCGCAACCCGCAAGGCCAACCAGGCGAGUAUUAUGGAGGCGUGACUGCAGGAUCUUUGCCAUUCAACAUGCAUGGUAUGCUACCAUGGGAAUCACUGCGCGUUACGUGGGACGAAGACGACGGAUCGGACGACAAUCGCAUUAACCCGUGGGAAGCAGAGUUCUCCUCGAGGUGA